ACCGGGACUUUACUUUAACGUUUAGGCUACGUCAGGAUGGCUAAUCUGUACGCGUACGGAUCACGGUCAGAUCGACUUCAGGAGGAGUUCUCGAGAUUCGAGGAAGAAAUUGGUAGUUCGUAUGGCAGACAACCAGCAGGUGGUAUGGCAGCUCAUCUUGCAGGUAUGCCAAUGGCCCGUCCUCCUGGCCUUCCACCUGCUCUGCCAGUCAUGCCGAUGACAGUUGUUGGGGCAUCGGGUGUUGCUCACAGCAUGCACGCUUCCAUUCCGGCCAACGCCAUCACAGACGAAGAACAGAGACAGUGGCAGGCAAACUACAGCGAAGGAGUCGAGAAACAGAAGAAGAAAAACAAGAAGGCGUUGAGGUCGUCCGGUGGUCAAGUGUGGAGUGACCCAAGCCUUCUAGAGUGGGACAUCAAUGAUUUUCGGCUGUUUUGUGGUGAUCUAGGAAAUGAGGUGAACGACGAGGGUUUAGCUCGAGCGUUUAGUCACUAUCCUUCGUUUCAAAAGGCAAGAGUAAUUCGCGACAAGCGAACUCGUAAGACUCGUGGUUAUGGUUUCGUGAGCUUUAAGGACGGACAUGAUUAUCUAAAAGCCAUGAAGGAAAUGGAUGGCAAGUAUAUCGGCAAUCGGCCGGUGAAGCUACGCAAGAGCACGUGGAAAGAUAGGAAUAUAGACAUCGUGAGGAAGAGAAUGAAGGAAAAGAAGAAAUUAGGUUACAAGGUGUAGGAAUGGAGAGAGUCUGACGAUGUGUACAAGAACAGUGUGGAUUGUUGAAGAUUGGGUGAUUAGAUGGAUGUUUAAUAGGACGAGCUUAUUCGCUGCUCUGUGUGCUAAAGUGCGUAUAUAGUCGCUAGUCACACUGCUUGUCAAUAAUAAUUAUUGCUUGCAACAGAACGCAAGCCACA
Molecule: messenger RNA, 908 nt
Organism: Corticium candelabrum
Lineage: Eukaryota; Metazoa; Porifera; Homoscleromorpha; Homosclerophorida; Plakinidae
Product: RNA-binding protein 42-like
Exons: 5
Coding region: 37-729 (230 amino acids)
Molecular function (GO): mRNA binding
Source: RefSeq, a predicted model, not a curated record